AUUUAUAAAGGUUACUCGGGAACACGUGUAUUUGUUUACUUUUAACACGUGUGUUUAAAUCAAAACAUGUUUAUGUUUAAUUUGAUUGGACCAUCAGUAAGUUAUUACCGGUUUAAGUUAUAUCAAUCAUGAUAACUUCAUGCUAGAAUUUUAGCGCUAAAAUUAUAAUAAGAUAUCUAGAAUUGUCAUUCGAGGUUCGCCUAUCCGACAGAAAGGUUCGUUUUUUCUUAAAUCGCCACUUGGUAAAAUGUCCGAAUCUUCUCCACGUCUGGAAUUGAAUGAAGACAUACUACUCGAAGGAGAUAAUAGUUUACCGCCACCUAAUAUUCAUAAAGCAGCUGAUAAGUCGUCUGAUUUGGUAGAUACUGUAGAGCUUUUUAAGACAAUUUUAGACAGCAAGUUAGGUGAGUUGAAAUCUGAACUCAUACAAGAACAAGAUUGCCUUAAGAGAAAAAUUAAGGAGGACGUCACUCUAAAAUUUAAGGGGGAAGGAAACAGAAUUCAGUACGCCUUUAACGAGGAAUUAUUAGACACUGUUAAUAAACUUUCAAAAUUCAUCCCUAACUCCAAUACUCAAGCCUAUAGAUUAGUUCUUGACAUAACUGAUAAGAUCAAAAGCCGUAAUAAGAAAAUACGCAUAGCUGAUGCUUCCCCUGCUGGUUGGGGAACCGUUAGGGAAUACGAAUCCAAUGCCGUGGCUUCAGAUUCUGAAGAUGAGAGAAAGAUACGACAAGCUGAGACCAGAGCUAUCCGUACCUCCAAGGAGAAGUCAAAAUCUCGCCAGCAACCUUACCCAAAAAAUCCGCCUCGUCAACAACCUGCGGAAUCUUAUGGUAACCCUGCUUACGCUCAGCAUUAUCAACGUAAUCAGCAACAGCCCUUUCGUGGGAGCUUCGCAAGGCGUGAGCCUUGCUCAAUCGACACGUGCCACUACUGCAAGCAACAAGGCCACUGGAGAAAAAACUGUCCUCUUCUCGCCAGUCUCAGGUCAUCCAACAGCAACUCCACAACCUACCAGAAGUAGUAAAGUAGGGCCUGAACGUCACUCUCCAGUCAUUGUGAAUGAUAAGUAUUUAGACACUAUUAAUGACCAAUUUUCUACAUGUUUUGUUGAUAACGAUUAUAUAGAAUCUUUUUUAGAUCAAGUUCAAUAUUUUGAAAAUUGUCAGUCAUAUGAUAAAUUUAAAGGGGUGAAAGGUAGAUUAGCUUGUCAUGUAAAGUAUUGGGAAAAUAUAGGUGCUUGUCCUUUUGUGCUUGAUACAAUAAAAAAUGGUUAUGUUAUUCCAUUUAUAGAUACACCUUUUAAAAUGUACCACAGAAAUAAUAGAUCAGCACGGCAGAAUACUGAAUUUGUCACAAAGUCAAUUGAAGAUUUAGUUCAAAUAGGUUGCGUAAUUAAAGUGCCUUUUCAACCAUAUGUGGUAAAUCCAUUGAGUGUUGCUACUCAAAAGUCCGAUAUUUUUUCAGUAGGACAUUGGUCAGACUUUAAUUCACAAGUUGCCUCUAAUAAUGAUCUCAGCAGUUUGUUCAAACAGUUACCAGAAUUCCUUCUUUCGUCCAAGGCUGCGAGUACUCAGAAGAAAUAUAGAUAUGCCUUCAAUUCAUGGUGUAAGUGGACUAGUCAAUAUUCUUUUUCACCAUUGCCAGCAUCUCAUUUACAUAUUUCUUUAUAUUUAAUUCAUUUGUCUGAAACUGCAAAAUCGGUUUCAAAAUUAAAUGAUGCUUUUUACGCCAUAAAAUGGGCACAUAAAUUAGCUGGCGUUGCUGAUCCCAGUGAAAAUAAUCUAGUUGCAUCUGUUCUUGAAGGGGCUCAUAGAAAAAUAGGUCAUUCAGUUGUCAAAAAAGAACCUAUCACACCGCAUAUUUUGAAAAAUAUUGUAUGUAAAUAUGCUAAUAAUACUUGUAAUUUAAAAGAUGUAAGAAUAGCAUGUAUGUGUUUAUUAGCCUAUGCUGGCUUUUUAAGAUUCUCCGAGUUAGCUAACUUGAGAAGGUCUGAUAUACAGUUUUCCCCUACUUACCUUACACUUCAUUUAGUCAAGAGUAAAACUGAUGUAUAUAGGGAAGGGAAAGAUGUUGUCAUUUCAAAAACAGGGAAUAUUACAUGCCCGGUAGAUGUACUUCAGCGUUAUCUAAAGUUAGCUAACAUUCCUGAAGAAUCGAAUGAUUUUAUUUUUAGAUCUAUUUGUUAUUGUAAAUCUUUGAAUAUAUACAAACUUAGAAAGAGUAGUCAUAUUUCUUACACCAGAGCCAGAGAGUUAUUGUUAUCUGCACUUGACAGUUUAGGUCUUGAUAAAAAACAGUUUGGCUUACAUAGUUUGAGGUCAGGAGGAGCUACUGCCGCGGCAGAAGCUGGAAUAGAUGACCGGUUGUUUAAGAAACACGGGAGAUGGAAAAGUGAUAAAGCCAAAGAUGGUUAUGUUAAAGAGAGUAUACUCAACAGAUUGUCAGUAUCUAAGAAUUUAGGAUUGUAAUUUAUAUUGUUUGUCCCCCCUUUUUCUUUAUGUCCCUUUCUUUAUCAAUCGAAGCUUUCUGUGCUGUCGGGGCGAGCUGAUAACCAAAAACUGUGUUGAGUUUUUACUUUGUAAAUGCUUUAUGUUCGUUUGAAGUAUUGAAUAAGAACAUAAAUGUAUUUAUAAAGGUUACUCGGGAACACGUGUAUUUGUUUACUUUUAACACGUGUGUUUAAAUCAAAACAUGUUUAUGUUUAAUUUGAUUGGACCAUCAGUAAGUUAUUACCGGUUUAAGUUAUAUCAAUCAUGAUAACUUCAUGCUAGAAUUUUAGCGCUAAAAUUAUAAUAAGAUAUCUAGAAUUGUCAUUCGAGGUUCGCCUAUCCGACAGAAAGGUUCGUUUUCCCACCCACCCACCCCUUUUAUUAAGACUUCAUAGGAAUGUGAAUCAGUAUGUUAUGUAGAAAAUAGUUGAUAAAAUACAUGUAUGUAAAUCGAAAUGAUUUUUUCUUCAACUUAUAGAACAUUUUU
Molecule: messenger RNA, 2979 nt
Organism: Mytilus californianus (California mussel)
Lineage: Eukaryota; Metazoa; Mollusca; Bivalvia; Mytilida; Mytilidae
Product: integrase/recombinase xerD homolog
Exons: 2
Coding region: 645-2471 (608 amino acids)
Biological process (GO): DNA integration; DNA recombination
Molecular function (GO): DNA binding
Source: RefSeq, a predicted model, not a curated record